Sinocyclocheilus anshuiensis is the source of this 1571-nucleotide messenger RNA. RefSeq names its product RAS guanyl-releasing protein 2-like. Gene Ontology annotation, biological process: Ras protein signal transduction. Gene Ontology annotation, cellular component: plasma membrane. Lineage: Eukaryota; Metazoa; Chordata; Actinopteri; Cypriniformes; Cyprinidae. Bases 104 to 1486 code for a protein of 460 amino acids. The transcript has 13 exons. Gene Ontology annotation, molecular function: guanyl-nucleotide exchange factor activity; calcium ion binding. The record is from RefSeq and is a predicted model, not a curated record.
CAGAUUCAACGGACUGAAAAAGAGCGGGAUCAAAGAGAGAAGUGGAAAAUUAAGUGGGGGCAGGGGAAAGGAGGGGCUGUGGAGAACAGUGAAGUAGAAAGGGAUGGAGAGCGUUUCAUCGGGUCAGUCAGCCAGCGUGGAUGAGCUGGUGGAAGCCUGCAUCAAAGCCUUUGACAAUGAAGGCGUUCUGAAGGAGCCGUCGCUUGUGCGAAUGUUUCUCACCAUGCAUCCAUGGUACCUGUCAUCCAGUGACCUAGCUAAGAAACUCCUGCACAAGUCUCAGGAACAGGAUUGUUCUGCAAAUCGCCAGUCUCAAAUUUGUCACCUUGUCAAGUACUGGAUAUCUGAGUUCCCAGCUGAGUUUGACCUGAACCCCGCACUGGCUGAGCAGAUCCGCGGUCUAAAAGGGCGACUGGAGCAGAAUGGAGAUGUGAGGCGUAGUCUGCUCAUCGACAUAGACAGCAUUCCAUCAUAUGAAUGGCGACGUCAGCUGGAUGAAACCGUCCAGAAGAAACGCAAGACCUCUCUUCUUUUUGACCACCUGGACGCUUCCACCCUGGCUGAACACCUAACGUAUAUGGAGUACAAAUCGUUUUGCAAAAUUCUGUUCCAGGACUACCACAGUUUCGUGAUGCAUGGCUGCACGGUGGAUAAUCCCAUUCUGGAGCGUUUCAUUACUCUGUUUAACAGUGUUUCCCAGUGGAUCCAGAUCAUGGUUCUCAGUAAGCCUACAGCUCAGCAGAGAGCCACUGUCAUCAGUGAAUUCAUCAAAGUGGCCCAGAGGCUACUGCAGCUGCAGAACUUCAACACACUGAUGGCUGUAGUGGGUGGGCUCAGCAAUAGCUCCAUUGCUAGACUCAAGGAUACGCAGGCGCUCAUUGGCAGCGAGACGCGCAAGGUGUUUGAUGGAUUGGUGGAGCUGGUCACCUCCUCUGGGAACUACAGUCGCUAUCGUCAGAGUUUCUCAGAAUGUUCGGGAUUCCGCUUCCCAAUCCUUGGGGUGCAUUUGAAGGAUCUGAUUGCCGUCCAUGUGGCCCUGCCUGAUUGGUUUGACCCAGAGAAGACUAGGGUCAACCUAACCAAGACCCAUCAAUUGUACGCCAUCCUGGAAGAGCUGGCGCUCAUUCAAAGCACUCCACCCAGUAUAGAAGCCAAUUCAGACCUGCUGAAUCUGCUUUUAGUGUCUUUGGACCAGUACCACUCAGAGGACGAGAUAUAUCAGCUAUCUCUACAGAGGGAGCCUCGCAGUACUAAACUACCAACUUCCAGCUCAAAGUCACAGUCUCCUCUAAUAGAACAGUGGGCAUCUUCAGUCAAACCUAAAGCGGAUCCAGCCAUCAUCAACAAACACAUUGAAAAAAUGGUGGAGUCAGUGUUCCAAAAUUUUGACACCGAUGGUGAUGGCUACAUUUCCCAAGGAGAGUUUGAGAUCAUCAGGAGGAAUUUCCCUUACCUUGGGAUUGUAAAAUUAGCCGAGAGGAGAUGAUUGAGUAUUUCACAAAGGCGAGCUCCUUACAGAACUGUAAGAUGGGUUUUGUUCACACGUUUACUGAGGCAAGCAGCGUCAAGCC